UCCCGCCGCAACAAUAUACGAAUUCGCGGGGUGCCAGAGACGGUUGGAAUAGACAUGCUGGCCCCCACUUUGAGAGAGCUUUUCUGCAGCCUACUCCCAGAGGCCUCACCGGCCGAGCUCCUACUAGACAGAGCCCACAGGGCCCUUAAAGCACCCCUCCCGAACGCAACCCAGCCCAGGGACAUCAUCAUCCGCAUGCACUAUUUCCAUAUAAAAGAAGCGCUGAUGCGAGCGGCGAGAGAUAACCCACUCCAAAUAGAGGGGCAUCAAGUCUGCUUUUAUCAAGAUUUAGCUCCAAGCACGCUACGCAAGAGAAGGGAACUCAGACCCCUAACCUUGGAGCUGGCCAGGAGACACAUAAGAUACACAUGGGGCCACCCCUUCAAGCUACAAGUGAGACAAAACAACCGGGUACACACUCUGUACCAUAUCUCCGAAGCCACAGCAUUCGCGGAACGCCUGGGCCUUCCGGCCAUCGACCUCACCGCCGAACAGCCUGAUAGACGCCCAGCAGGAAGACUGUCUCCAAGGGGCCCGACACUGCACCCGACAAGGGCUCCACCUCCCAGCAGUCCUCACCCUCAACCGGCCACCUAAAGACGUACAGAUGACCGCACCUCUACGACAUGGACCGUCACCUUCCACACGACCCUCACCGAUUCCACGCCGCCAGGACAACCGCAAACACACCUCACAGACUACCGGACCCACGGCAUCGCACGCCAGGAGAACACGAACUAUCUGACCACAGGUCGCCCGGAACCAGAUAAGCUAUGACUCUACCCUAAACAGGACUAAUUAUGU
This is a messenger RNA of Pelobates cultripes (western spadefoot toad), 804 nucleotides long. NCBI's taxonomy places the organism in Eukaryota, Metazoa, Chordata, Amphibia, Anura, Pelobatidae. The record is from the annotation of a GenBank genome assembly.